AGAGCCGGCCCACGGCAUAGGCGGCCUAGACCGUUGCCUAGGGCGCCAUCUGGUGAGGGGGCGCCAAAUGGCAGUCUCCCUCUCAGUCUUUCUUUCCUUUUUUUUUAAAUUUUUUUUUAUUCACUUUCUUAAUGCACCAUUAUGUUUACUCUCAGUCUCUCAACCUAUAAAUAACUACAAAUUUUGUGAAACUUAAAAUAAAACUCGUUUUCACUAAUCAUGACUCACAACUCUCGCGAGUUGUGAGUCACGCAUGCAUCCUUUUCCAUCUGAUCUGCGGCGCCGCCGCCGGGGCGGCGCCCCGCGCUACUACAGCAUGCUGUUGAGUUUACAAGGUGAGUGAGUGGGGGAUGGGCAGCGCAUCCCAUCAGUUUAUUGAUGAGAUGGUCGUCGUCGUAGCGCUGUCAUUUUUGUAAACAUAAAACUUUUAUCAUGAAAAGGCUGUCCAAGCCUUCGGGUGCUGCUUUCAGAAAGCGAAGAAGAGAAGAGGAGGAGAAACGGGCUCAAAGUCGAGAUGCUCUGAGAAAAUAUCUACAGCCACGACAGGGGCCAACUGUAGAAGCUGCUGCAGAAGAGGCAGCAAGCUCGGUCUCACAGUUACCUUCUCCUGUGGCUGUUAGUGACAGUGACAGUGAACAUUCAUCUCAAGCAUUAAGCAGAAGCACAGCAGUGAUUGAGACACAACUUCAAAAUGUUGAUGCUGGAGCAGUCAGUGAAGCACCAAGCAGCAGCACUGUAAUUCUUCAGACACCACCUCAAACGGUUGAACCAGAAGGACCCAGCACCAGCAGUCUCAAUACAAUCCGCCAGCCUACAGGCGCUCCAUCAACAUCAACAGAUGUAUGUGAGCCCAUCUCAGCAGCCCCCAUUGAUCCCGCUGAUUGGCCACCCAACUUGUCUGAUUCAGAGAGGACUGAAUUGGUUAGUCGAGGACCACCUGUAAUAAGGUCAGACUUCUCGUUCCCCAAAAAACAGGAUGGAAGAAGUUGCCAUCACCGCCAUUUCUUCAGACUGUUGACCAAUGGGGAAAAAAUCAAAAGGUCAUGGCUCAUGUAUUCAAAAAAGAAAGAUAGUUUGUACUGUUUCUGCUGCAAGCUCUUCUCACAGAAGACUUUUAAACUUAGCAAGGAUGGCACUGAUGACUGGAAAAACUGUGGUGACAUACUUAAAACACAUGAAAACAGUAAAGAACACACAAAUAACAUGGGAAGCUGGAGAGAACUUGAAAGUCGUUCAAAAAAGGGUCAAACAAUUGACAAUAUUGAGAUGGCCAUAAUACAUGCUGAAAGGAGGAGAUGGCGGGAAGUUCUCACCAGACUUGUGGCAAUUAUUAAGUCACUGGCAGAGAGAAAUAUUGCACUCAGGGGUUCCACAGACCAACUUAAUCAGCCAAACAAUGGAAAUUUCCUUAAGGAAGUGGAGUUAAUGGCUCAGUUUGAUCCUGUGCUGAAAGAGCACAUUAUUAAGAUUGAAGGAGUUAGUUGAGCUAGUUGAGCAGCAGAAACAGGAAAAGCACAAACAAACGGGGACAAAAAAAAAAACACUUUGGGGGUGUUUUUGAAGAGGAAAUAACAGUAUGACAUGGUUAAAACCUACAAAAAGUGGAUUUUGCAUGAUAUAGCUCCUAUUGUUAUGAUUAUGUUAACAAAUUAAAGCAGGUCUUUAGUGUAGACACCUCUGCUGAAUCUCUGCGCAGAGAUUUAUGGGAAAGUGUAUUGGAUUCGAAGGGGGGGGGGGCGCCGUAUUACUAUUUUGCCUAGGGUGCCUGUGAACCUAGGGCCGGCCCUGG
Acanthochromis polyacanthus (spiny chromis) is the source of this 1789-nucleotide messenger RNA. RefSeq names its product zinc finger MYM-type protein 5-like. The record is from RefSeq and is a predicted model, not a curated record. Bases 433 to 1485 code for a protein of 350 amino acids. The transcript is spliced from 5 exons. Lineage: Eukaryota; Metazoa; Chordata; Actinopteri; Pomacentridae.